Messenger RNA from Vitis vinifera (wine grape), 3609 nucleotides. Its product is annotated as protein argonaute 4A. The coding region runs from base 775 to 3378 and encodes 867 amino acids. Gene Ontology annotation, cellular component: cytoplasm. The transcript has 21 exons. Gene Ontology annotation, molecular function: protein binding; RNA binding. Gene Ontology annotation, biological process: regulatory ncRNA-mediated post-transcriptional gene silencing. The record is from RefSeq and is a predicted model, not a curated record. Lineage: Eukaryota; Viridiplantae; Streptophyta; Magnoliopsida; Vitales; Vitaceae.
CAGAGAAAAUUCUGAAAAGUAACGAAACUGACAUCUGUACUUUUCUUUUUCCUUUUGGUGUUUCUUCUUCUUCAAGAAACAAAUUAAUAUACUAGUGUGCUCUAUUUUGAGUUGUUUCUUUGAGGGAAUAGGCAACCGUCUUAAUAGUUUGUUUGGCUUCUGGGAAAGUUAUACUCUCAAAUAACAAUAGAGAAAGAGAAACUUGUCGUCUCGCAUAUUAUUCAAUCUUUGGUUAUUUUAUUUUAUUUUUUGUGAGACAAACAGCACAAGAAAAGGCGUUUCAAGAUUACUUUCGGUUUUGUUUUUGGUCUUUUUUUGGAUUUCUCUUUGUGUACGGUUUCUGGAUCUCUUCUGUUUCAUCAGAUGCAGAAAAAGCAUAAUUCUUCUCCGUGAUUUGCUGUUACAAGAGCAUCAGAGUUCUUUAUCUGAUUCUGGUUACUACCACAAGGUUUUUUGGCGAUGACUUAAGAUCCUAAGAACAAGAAGAAACAUGGGUUUAAGCAUGUCCUUCGUUUUUUUUUCUUUUUCUUUUUCUUUCUCUUUUUUCUCAUUUUCUCUUUUCUAUUUCUUUACUACUACAAGUGUAUAAUCUUCAAGAUUAUAAUAAAUUUGAUCUCCUUUUCUCGUGGACGUAGGUGAUCACAUUGACCCACGUGAAUAAUUUGUCUUCUCAUAAGGUUUCGGAGCUAACAAGAAAUGUCUGCUUCUUGAUUAAUUCGUUCAGUGGGACAUCUGAAUUAAUCAGAAGUGUUGCAUUGAUCUCAGAAUUUAACUAUGGAAUCCCAGAAGCCGCCAAAUGCUGAACCUGCUAAGAGAUCAUCAUCAAUUCCAAAUCGACUCCCAAUGGCAAGACGUGGACUUGGGAGAACCGGCGAAACUAUACAACUUGUAACCAACCAUUUCAAAGUUUCCAUGCACUCCAAUGCGAACACUGGUGCCCACUUCUACCAAUAUAAUGUAUCUCUGGCUCAUGAAGAUGGGCACCCGGCUGAUGCCAAAGAUAUUGGCAGAAAAGUUAUGGACAAAGUUCAUGAGACUUAUCACACUGAGAUGGCUGGUAUGAGCUUUGCCUAUGAUGGCGAGAAGAGUUUGUUUACAAUUGGCUCUCUUCCAAGCAAAAAGCUCCGAUUCACGGUUGUCUUGGAGGAUGCAUCAUCAAAUAGAAUAUCAACUACAAGAAACAUAGACAGCCCUGAUGAUGGGAGUGACCGAAAAAGAUCAAGGCGUCCCUACCAUUCCAAAACAUUCAAUGUGGAGAUUAGUUUUGCAGCCAAAUUCCCAAUGGAUUCCAUUGUAAGGGCAUCAUACGGCCAGCCAUCAAAGCACCUCCAGGACGCCGCUCGGGUUUUAGACAUCAUACUAAGGCAGCAUGCAGCAAAGAAGGGCUGCCUUGUUGUCCGACAGUCAUUUUUUGACAAUCUACCUAGGAAUUUCACACCUUUGGGAGGUGGUGUUCUUGGAUGUCGAGGUUUCAAUUCAAGCUUCAGAGCUACUCAAGGGGGUCUAUUCUUGAAUAUGGAUGUCUCUACCACACUGGUCAUACAGCCUGAUCCAGUGAGAGAUUUUCUCGUCUCUAAUCAAAAUGUUAAAGACAUGUAUCACAUUGACUGGAGCAAGGCCAAAAGGAUGCUAAAAAAUCUGAGGGUCAAAACUUUACACUCCAAUGCAGAGUGGAAAAUCAGUGGAUUGAGUGAGAGGACCUGCAGAAAUCAAACCUUCUUAAUGAAACAAAGAAAUGAAGGGCCGGAUGGGGAUGAAGUCCGAAGUGUUGAAGUAACAGUUUAUGACUAUUUUGUCAAACAUCGAAAAAUAAGUUUACAGUAUUCUGGGGAUUUUCCAUGCAUCAACGUUGGGAGAUCAAAGCACCCCGUCUAUAUUCCUCUCGAGCUUUGCACAUUGGUUUCCUUGCAACGCUAUACCAAGCCAUUGUCUACUCAGCAGAGAUCUUCACUUGUGGAGAAAUCACGACAAAAGCCUCAAGAACGGAUGCGAGUCAUAGAACAGGCAUUAAAAAGCAACAAGUAUGAUGCAAACCCAAUGCUCCGUUCUUCUGGAAUUUCAAUUAGUACUCAAUUUACACAAGUUGAAGGCCGUAUCUUGCCGACUCCAAGUUUGAAAUCAGGCAAUGGGCAGGACUUGUCACCUCGAAACGGAAGGUGGAACUUCAACAAUAAGGAACUAGCUCAACCAACAAAGAUUGACCCUUGGCUUAUUGCAAGCUUCUCAUCACGCUGUAAUAUGAAAACACUGAUUCAGGAUCUCAUUAAGUGUGCAAAAAUGAAAGGAAUUUCCAUGGGAUAUCCGGCUGAAAUUUUUACAGAGAAUCCUCAAUAUAUGCGACAACCAGCUCCUGUUAGAGUGGACAAGAUGAUUGGCACUAUGAUGUCACAAUUCAGACGUUUGCCCCAGUUUAUUCUUUGUAUUCUUCCACAGAAGAAGAACUGCGACAUCUAUGGUCCAUGGAAACGGCAAUGCCUUUCAGGUUGUGGAGUUCCCAUACAGUGCAUUGCACCAUCUACACCAGUAGUGAAUGAUCAAUACCUCACUAAUGUGUUGUUAAAAAUCAAUGCCAAGCUUGGGGGUUUGAAUUCUUUGUUAACUAUGGGAUAUUGUCCAUCCCUUCAUUUGAUUUCAACGAUACCCACUUUAAUCCUUGGAAUGGAUGUGUCCCAUGGCUCUCCUGGUCGGCCUGAUGUGCCGUCUAUUGCUGCGGUGGUAAGUUCCAGGCAUUGGCCAUCGAUUUCUCAAUAUAGAGCUACAGUCCGUACACAGUCUCCCAAACUUGAGAUGAUAGAUUCUCUAUUCGAGCCUCUGCCUAAUUCCAAAGAUAGUGGCAUAAUCAGGGAUGGAGUCGGUGAAUCGCAAUUCAACCAAGUCUUGAACAUUGAACUGGAACAAAUAAUUGAGGCCUGCAAACUCCUGGAUGAGCAAUGGCAUCCAAAGUUCAUGGUGAUUAUUGCACAGAAGAAUCACCAUAUAAGAUUCUUCCAGAAUGGAUCCCCGUCUAAUGUUCCUCCCGGGACAAUCGUGGACAACACAAUAUGUCAUCCAAGAAACAAUGAUUUCUAUUUGUGUGCACAUGCUGGGAUGAUUGGGACAAGCCGGCCUACGCAUUACCAUGUAUUGCUGGAUGAGCUUGGCUUUUCAGCAGAUGACUUGCAGCAACUUGUGCAUUCCUUGUGUUACGUAUAUCAGAGGAGCACCACGGCUGUAUCUCUAGUGGCCCCAGUAUGCUAUGCUCACCUGGCUGCAGCCCAAGUUGCCCAGUUUAUCAAGUUUGAGGACUUGCCGGAGUCAUCCUCUGGUCAUGCUGCUGCUCCAGUACCACAGUUGCCCUCCUUCCAUGAGAAGGUCGCUGAUACUAUGUUCUUUUGCUAAGCUUUGAGGCAGAGUUUAUGGAUGUUCUUGGGACUCUUUCUUGUUUUUUCUUUCUUCGCCUUCUUUUUCCAAAUUCAGUGUUGUGAAGGUCUCCAUAUAUCACAAGCCGUGGCUCAUCUUUAUACUCGGUUUUUUUUCUUCUUAUUUUGGCAUUUUGAUACAUUUGGAGAAUUCUGUAUACAAUUCGCUAGUGGGAUGAUAUCUUUGAUGGAACGAAUAUUUUCCUAUGAA